Molecule: messenger RNA, 813 nt
Organism: Lolium perenne
Lineage: Eukaryota; Viridiplantae; Streptophyta; Magnoliopsida; Poales; Poaceae
Source: RefSeq, a predicted model, not a curated record
AUGGCAGCUCCCAUUCCCAGCAAGGUUUUGAAGAACAGUAAGCAUUGUAGAGUGUGUGACAAGUGUGUUGAUGGCUUUGAUCAACAUUGCAGAUGGCUCAACAAUUGCAUAGGGAAAAGGAACUACAAAGGGUUCUUCAUUCUAAUGUCUUCUGCUGUUCUCCUGCUACGUCUUGUAGUUCAGUGGUUGUCAGGAAUCCUCGUGAUGAUUCUCUGCAUUGUAAAGCGAGGGGAGUUCUCCAGACAGAUCGACUCAAAGUUAGGAAGCAGCUUCUCGACUGUAGCAUUUGUAAUUGUUGUGGCUACUUGCACCAUACUAGCAAUGAUUGCGACUGUACCACUUGCUCAACUUCUAUGCUUCCAUAUUCUUCUAAUCAAGAAGGGAAUUAGUACGUAUGAUUACAUCAUAGCUUUGAGAGAGCAAGAGGAGGAUCAGCAAGAAGAGAUUGCCGGUCACCAAAGCCCACAGAUGUCUUUUGGUCCACUUCAUCGUGGUUCAUGGUGCACUCCGCCACGGUUAUUCCUUGAAGAUCAGUUUGAUGUCAUCCCUCCGGAGAUUGGCAUGUCCCAAAACCCAGGAAGUAAGAAGAUGAAGGUAGCAGAUGGAGCAAGAAGACGAAACAGAGCAGUAAAAAUCAGCCCCUGGAAAUUGGCACGUCUUAAUGCCGAGGAAGUGUCAAAUGCAGCUGCACAGGCAAAGAAGAAAUCCAAAAUUCUGAAGCCAAUCGCGAGGCAAGACCCUCCGAUCAUCCACGAGAACAUGAGGGGGCGAUUCCCUGCUGAACUCUCUUGUAUAUGAAUCUGUUGUCAGUGU